AUGGCAGCAGUGUCAGAGGAUGCUGGUCCCAAUCAAAGACUGAACCUGGUGUUGUGUGGGAGUGUUGGAUCAGUAAAGAUCUCCAUAUCAGAGCUCAUACUGGGCCAGAGAGAGUCCAGUCCAGAGUCCAGCUCAGUGUGUGUGAGGAGGGAGGGAGAAGUGUGUGGACGCCUGCUCACCCUGGUGGAAAUGCCAGCUCUGUACAACACUCAGCUCUCAGAGGAGGAAGUGAUGCGUGAGACUCUCCGCUGUGUCUCUCUCUGUGAUCCUGGAGUCCAUGCUUUCCUCCUGGUCAUUCCUGAGGGCUUCCUCAUGGAUAAAGACAAAGGAGAAAUGGAGAAGAUUCAGACAAUAUUCAGCUCAAGAGUCAAUGAGUACACCAUGGUCCUGAUAAAUCAGAAACCUGGACAGGAAAUGACAGAAUUAGAUGAAUCAACUCAGAAAAUCAUCAGAUCCUGCAGAGGAGGACAUCAGUUCUUAGGUUCCAGUUCACAGGUAUCAGAGUUACUGAAGAGUGUUGACAAACUGGUGGAACAGAAUGGAGGAAGUCAUUACACAACAGUCAUGUACCUGGAUGCUCUGGUGGAAACACAGCUAAAGAAAUACCAGGCUGAAAUUAAACAACUAAAGAAAUAUCAAAGUGAAGUGGAACAGACAAGGAUACAAAUCAGUACUCUGCAGGAGAAGUUUGAGCAUCAGAUACCAGGUUUAAGAGAGAGAUCAGAGACUUUGAGAAUAGUUCUGUUGGGGAAGACUGGUGUUGGGAAGAGUGCCACAGGAAACACCAUCCUGGGGAAAGAAGAUGUUUUUAAAGAAGAUGAGUGUCCUGGAUCAGUGACUAAAACAUGUCAGAGAGAGACAGCAGAAGUCAAUGGAAGACAGAUAACAGUGAUUGACACACCAGGACUGUUUGAUACAGAGAUCAAUAAUGAGGAGAUGAAAAAAGAGAUCAGUAAAUGCAUCGCCAUGGCAAUACCAGGACCACAUGUGUUUAUACUGGUGAUAGAGGUGAGACGAAUUACACCAGAGGAUGAAGAAGCAGUGAAAACUAUCCAAAAGAUGUUUGGAGAUGAAUCACAAAUGUACACCAUGGUGCUGUUCACUAAAGGAGAUCAGCUAAGGAAGAAAACCAUAGAACAGUAUAUAAGAGACCCUGGAGGGCACAUAAGAAAUCUCUUAGGCCAGUGUGGUAACAGAUACCACGUGUUUAAUAACACAGACCCCAGUAACCAAACUCAGGUUGUGGAACUCCUGGAUAAGAUAGACACCAUGGUGUCAGAGAAUGGAGGGACCUUCUACACUAAUGAGAUGUUCAGACAGGUAGAGGAAGCUCUCCAAGAGGAAAAGGAGAGAAUACUGAGAGAGAGAGUGGAGGAGAUAGAGAGAGAGAAAGAAGAACUGAAGGCCAAAUAUGAGGCAGAGAUAAAGAGAAUGAAAGAGAUGAUGGAGAAAAAAUGGCAUUUAGAGCAGAAUGAAGCAAAUGAAAAGAUAAGACAAAUGAAAGAGAAGAUGGAGAUGGAAAGACAGAGAGAGGAGAGAGAGCGAAAGGAAAGAGAUGAAGAGUACAAAAGAGAAAUGAAGAAGAAACUUAGGAAACAAAGAGAGGAGUUUGAGAAACAGAGAGAGGAGGAAGAAAGAGUCUGUAAAGAGGAGGAGCAGAGAAAUCUGGCUUAUAUCAGAGGAAUACAUGACAAAGAAAAAGAGGAACUGAGAAAACAGACAGAACAGGCAGCAAGAAGACAAGCAGAAGAGGAAUUCUGUGUUAGAGUAGAGAGAAAAGCCAAAGAGGCGAAAGAAAAGGUGUCUGACAGACUGAACCUGGUGUUGUGUGGGAGUGUUGGGUCAGUGAAGAUUUCCAUAUCAGAGUUUGUACUGGGCCAGAGAGAGCCCAGUCCAGUGACCAGUUCAGUGUGUGUGAGGAGGGAGGGAGAAGUGUGUGGACGCCUGCUCACCCUGGUGGAAAUGCCAGCUCUGUCCAACACUCAGCUCUCAGAGGAGGAAGUGAUGCGUGAGACUCUCCGCUGUGUCUCUCUCUGUGAUCCUGGAGUCCAUGCUUUCCUUCUGGUCAUUCCUGAGGGCUUCCUCACUGAUGAAGACAAAGGAGAAAUGGAGAAAAUUCAGAUAGUAUUCAGCUCAAGAGUCAAUGAGUACACCAUGGUCCUGAUAAAUCAGAAACUUGGACAGGAAGGGACAGAAUUAGAUGAAUCAACUCAGACCAUCAUCAGUCCCUGCAGAGGAGGACAUCAGAUCUUAGGUUCCAGUUCACAGGUGUCAGAGUUACUGAAGAGUGUUGACAAACUGGUGGAACAGAAUAGAGGAAGUCAUUAUACAACAGACAUGUACCUGGAUGCUCUUUUGGAAACACAACUAAAGAAAUACCAGACUGAAGUUAAACAGAUGAAGAUACAAAUCAGGACACUGGAGGACAAGAUUAAAAAUCAGACAUCAGGUGACCUGAGAGUAGUGCUGUUGGGGAAGACUGGUGUUGGGAAGAGUGCCACAGGAAACACCAUCCUGGGCAAAGAAGAUGUUUUUAAAGAAGAUGAGAGUUCUGGAUCAGUGACUAAAACAUGUCAGAGAGAGACAGCAGAAGUUAAUGGAAGACAGAUAACAGUGAUUGACACACCAGGACUGUUUAAUACAGAGACUGAUAAUGAGGAGAAGAAAAAAGAGAUGAGUAAAUGCAUUGCCAUGGCAACACCAGGACCACACGUGUUUCUGCUGGUCUUACCAGUGAGGCGAUUCACAGGAGAGGAGAAAUUGCUGAAGAUCAUUGAAGAAACUUUUGGAGAGAAAUUCCCCAUGCACACCAUGGUGAUGUUCACUAAAGGAGAUUCUUUAAAAAAUAUGUCGAUUGAGGAAUUCAUUAACAAAUCAGGGGAGAGUUUGAAUAAUAUCAUUAAACGGUGUGGUAACAGAUACCAUGUGUUUAACAACAAUGACCCCAGUAACCAAACUCAGGUUGUGGAACUCCUGGAUAAGAUAGACACCAUGGUGACAGAGAAUGGAGGGAGCUUCUACACUAAUGAGAUGUUCAGACAGGUAGAGGAAGCUCUCAGAGAGGAAAAGGAGAACAUACUGAGAGAGAGAGAGGAGGAGAUAGAGAGAGAGAAAGAAGAACUGAAGGCCAAACAUGAGGCGGAGAUAGAGAGAGUGAAAGAGACAAUGGAGGAGGAAUUUAAAGAGAGGGAGCAGACAAUGAGGAAAGAAAUGCAAAAAAGAGAGGAAAAAGAAAGACAAGCUCACAUUAAAAGAGAGGAAGACUAUGAAAGAAGAAAAGAAGAGAAUGAGAAACUGAGGAAAGAAAGAGAGAAGCUGGAACAUGUGAUAGAGGAACUGAAAAGGAAUAAAAUACAGGAAGAAGAGAAAAGAAAACAGGAUGAUGAGAAGAGAAGAAAGGAAGAGGAGAGAAAACAGAGGGAAUUUGAGGAGAAA
Chanos chanos (milkfish) is the source of this 3435-nucleotide messenger RNA. RefSeq lists its product as uncharacterized. Gene Ontology annotation, molecular function: GTP binding. The record is from RefSeq and is a predicted model, not a curated record. Lineage: Eukaryota; Metazoa; Chordata; Actinopteri; Gonorynchiformes; Chanidae.